Molecule: messenger RNA, 2370 nt
Organism: Tachysurus vachellii
Lineage: Eukaryota; Metazoa; Chordata; Actinopteri; Siluriformes; Bagridae
Gene: khdrbs1b
Product: KH domain containing, RNA binding, signal transduction associated 1b
Exons: 9
Coding region: 200-1252 (350 amino acids)
Biological process (GO): regulation of alternative mRNA splicing, via spliceosome
Cellular component (GO): nucleus
Molecular function (GO): mRNA binding; poly(A) binding
Source: RefSeq, a predicted model, not a curated record
UCCAUUUCCGCACGCCUCGUGCCGGACCGUUGCUAUAUAUUAUUAGCCGCGUUGCUACACAGCUGAGCGUUUUGUGCUGCGAAAGCGCGUCGAAAAGGAAAACGGUGGGGAGAAAAAAAAGUGGAUUUGCGGUAGUUUCACCGCCGGAUUUUACAGGUUUUCUAUCGCUUUGUUAACUUUAUUUACGAACUCCUUCAAAAUGGAGAACGAGAACAAAUAUCUCCCGCAGCUGCUGGCGGAAAGAGACAGCCUGGAUUCGUCCUUCAUACACGCCAUGAAACUUUUAUCUGCAGAAAUCGAGAGGGUUCAGAAAGAUGAGCCAGAAAAAGACAACGAAACCUACUUGGAUCUCUUCACAGCAAAGAAUAUCAAACUGAAGGAAAGAGUUCUUAUUCCAGUCAAACAGUACCCAAAGUUUAACUUCGUUGGGAAGAUUCUUGGGCCUCAAGGGAACACCAUUAAGAGACUGCAAGAGGAGACGGGCGCCAAGAUCUCAGUACUGGGCAAGGGAUCUAUGAGAGACAAAGCAAAGGAGGAGAGCUUGAGGAAAAGCGGUGAGCCCAAAUACGCCCACCUGUCCAUGGAACUCCACGUGUUCAUCGAAGUGUUUGCUCCAGCGCCCGAAGCGUACAUGCGCAUGGCCCAUGCUAUGGAGGAGGUUAAGAAAUUCCUCUUCCCUGACAUGAUGGAUGAAAUUUGUCAGGAGCAGUUUAUGGAGAUGGGAUAUCUAAACGGCAGCCAUGAACAUGCCGUCCGAGGCAGGGGAGGCCCGAUGGCCAGGGGGCGUGGAGGACCCCCACCACCCAGGGGUCGAGGCAUGGCACCAAUGCGUGGCGGUGUUCCGCGUGGUGGUCCAGCCAGAGGUGGAGCAGUGAGAGGAGCUCCAGCAGGUCGUGGAGGACCACCAGCUCAACCCGGCAGAGGCGCCGCUGCUAACAGAGCGCGCGCUCCUGCCCCAGGAUCACAGAGGAUGCCUCCUCCACCGCGCCCUCCUGCCCAGGAGUCUUACGAAGAAUAUACUUACGAUGAAAGUUACACGGACUCGGGCUACGAAUCUUACGACAGCUAUUACAGUCAGCCACAGGCAGAACCAGAGUAUUAUGACUAUGGACACGGCGAGACACAGGAAAGCUAUGAGAAUUAUGCUCAAGAUGACUGGAACGGAACACAGCGUGCUUCUGCCAGCGGGAAAGUAGCUGCUCAGAGACAAACAAAGGGAGCGUACAGGGAGCACCCGUACGGACGAUACUGAACUCUCAACAAGCACAACGUCAUCACCCAUAAUGUCCCAUCAUGACGACUGUCUCCCACGGCAGCUCGCUCUUUAAGCAACCUGACAAAAGUAAUUGUCCGCCUUUCCGUUUCGCAUUUCUGCUCUGGACAUUUUUUUUAAAAAGGAAACCUGAAAAAUCAGCAACUGAAAGCAUCGGGACUCGGUCGAAAGUUCACAACAGUUUGAGGGGAGGUUUAGGUAUUUAAAAAAAAAGAAAACAGCCUGUUCUUAUUUUCAGUUUUAUACUCCUAAUCUCUCUCUCUGCUUUAAUCUCUGCUUUUUUGCAUUGUUAGUUUUUUUUUUUUUUUUUUUUUCUUCCUUUUUUUUUGUCCUCAUUGCUUUGGUAAAAUAUUUAAUUGAAGAGAUAAAGCCUGAAUUGUUGAUGAGUUGCAGAUUCCCAGUAGGCUACAUUUCAAAAUUCUGCUCAAUAUUAGGAAAUCAAAAAGCCAUUAAACCAAAUCAAUUAUGUAACAUAAUGUAAAGGAGCAUUAAUUAAGGAAAGGAAAAAAAAAAUCUCUUUAACGAUAUUGACGACAAUUGAUUAUUUGUUUUAAAUAGUUUUUAAAAGAUGUACGUUCAGCUCUAGGUUUCAAUAUUUGUUCCAUGAUAUUUUAGAGUUUUGAAAUAUAGCCCUAAUAGACACUGUCGAGAUGGACUGUCCUCAAAUCCUUAAUUUGUUAAAAUAAGUUAUGGCUCUUCAAAAUCUGUUCUGUAAAAAUGCUAAUUGUGUUUGGAUAAUUGUGUUCAAAAAGAUAAAAUAAGUCAGCUUUUUUUCAUAGAUAUAAUACCAUGUUAUAUAAAAUGCAUGCUCAAACUGUUUAAGAAGGAUUGGGACAACAAUCUCUACAAGGGUCAUCUCUUUCUAAUGUAAAGGGAUCCUGCAGCUAAAUCCGAAUUUCUUGUACAUACUUUAAAAGAAAAAAAAAAAAAAGAAAACAUCAAAUACGCCCAAACUGUACUUACUGCCAUCUAGUCUCUGUACGCUCUCCAGAAAAUGCAGAAUGCUACCUGUGUAAGCUUGCCUAAAUAGGUAACUAAAUCUGUCCAAAAAUGUUUUGCAGUAAUUGUCAAUAAAGCCUAGAUUGUUUUUUAUGAAA